Molecule: messenger RNA, 1478 nt
Organism: Owenia fusiformis
Lineage: Eukaryota; Metazoa; Annelida; Polychaeta; Sabellida; Oweniidae
Source: the annotation of a GenBank genome assembly
AUUUCAGUCACUUAUGAAGGCGGAACUAGACACUGAAACAUUGGAUUACAUGCACAGAUCUACAACUUCUCUUAAACCGAGUUCACCAUGGUAUGUGAAUUUAAAGAAAGAUCUGUGUAUGGACAUAGUGUUUGCACUAGACAGAUCUUGUAGCGUUCCAAGGGAUGAUCUCGUCAAUGAGUACCGUAUCAUUGAGAGCGCCAUCAAUGCUAUAGAAGGAUUUGGACCAGAUAAAACAAGGGUCGGGCUUAUCACAUUUGAUUAUGGAGCCAGAGUCGUGUUUGGUUUUGACGAUGCGGAGACCUCCACCAGGGAGGGCCUGCUUGCUAAACUCGAUGAAUUGAAAAGAGAUACAACUCCCCCGGAGAAGUGUAAGACGUACACGUGGGAAGCACUGAAAUUGGCAAGGGAAGAUCCUAAGCUCUUUGGAGGAUCAGAUAAAAACAGCGAACGAGCAAGAAUUCUCAUGCUUGUUACAGACGGUAUACCUUAUGACAAGGAAGGGAAUAGACAGGAUAUGGCGGAUAACACACUUGCAGAGGGGGCUUCAAAUGACGCAGACGGUAUAAAAACCAUGGUUUUCACAGUCAAAAACAAGAAAGGAGUUUUACCUCCAAAAGACUUUUUCGAACAACUGGCGUACUCAAUGCGUUGGAUGUUCCAAGUCGAAAAUGAAUUGGUUGAAGACUUCGGGGCAUUUGUCUUCCCUCUACUUGCCAGAUUUACUUGUCCAUAUAAAUGUAACGAAGCGAUUGACUUGAUUUACGUGAUGGAUCGCAGUAUUAGCAUAACGACACCAAAUAUAAAGAAAAUGAAAGACUUCUACAAAGUCGUGACUGAGUCAUUUUCUAUUGGCGAUAUACGAUCUCAGGCAGACCCGAAGGCUUCGGUCGCUAUGUUAAGCUACAAUCGCGAUGUCUACAGGCAUUUCACAGGUUUGGAUUGUAUGGAUGCCACAUGCGUGCUGGGCAAGAUAGAUCAGGUCCCCAACACUCAUGAAGACUUUACUGUUACAAACCUUGCCCUUCAAGAGGUACAGGAAAUCGUGAAUCAGUUUACGAGGAAUGGGUUCAACGGUAUCCAUCCAGUGGUUGUUUUGCAAACCGACGGUAAUACAUGGCAAGUCGGUGCCAAAAGUAUUUCAUCGCCAAAAGUUUCAAUUGCUGUUGCUGAUGCACUUCGUGCUAAAGGUAUCGAUACAGUCGUAGUCGCUGCACCCAACUACAGAGAGGACCCGGGAUUAGUAGAACUGAAGGGGAUCGCCAGUCACUACGUGUUUGACCUACAGAGUAGUCUUACCUCCUUCGAUGAUCUAAUCCCAAUUGCCCCAAAACUUGUUAAACUCGUUUGUGACAUGUACAAACAGAAUAGUGAAAACGAGGUAUAAAUGACCCACUAUUUGUGCAUAGACAAAUAUUUCGAUGCUAACAUAAAAUCUCUUGUAAACUUAAACGUUCAGGAAAUAAAAUAUUUUGUCC